Molecule: messenger RNA, 2619 nt
Organism: Penicillium taxi
Lineage: Eukaryota; Fungi; Ascomycota; Eurotiomycetes; Eurotiales; Aspergillaceae
Product: threonine/serine exporter family protein
Exons: 1
Coding region: 1-2619 (872 amino acids)
Biological process (GO): transmembrane transport
Molecular function (GO): transmembrane transporter activity
Source: RefSeq, a predicted model, not a curated record
AUGGCGGGGGGCUACUUUGAUCUCCCUGGCUCCGGUCGAUCAAGCGUUUCUGAUAUUGGAGGAACAAACAAAAUAUCUCUCGUGCCGCGUUCUUCGCCAUUACCCCUUUCGACUGAUGAUCCAAAUGGUCAACAAACGUAUCAUAAUGGGAGGAAAUGUGAUGCUGGGUCCCAGGGCAAGCAUCGGAAUGCAGGAAUUCUGGAAAUCACAAAUCCCGUUGAAUUCUCCGUGGACAAGCUCAACCCAAAUGAUCCCACUGGAUCCACCCUCAAACCUCAACUGGAUCGAAGGGGUACGGCGUUACCUCAAAGACCGUUGCCCACGGCCAACAUUCCAUUCAUGCAGGAAAGAGGGCCAGUGGAUCCUCUACCUGGAUCCUCAGUGGAGGAUGGAAUCUCCAGCGCGUCAGCAGGCGUUGCAGGAUUGACGAUCAACCACCAAAACACCUCUAUAAGGACUGAGAGGGACUAUGAUAUCAGUCUGACUGUGAAUGACAAGGGGCGGGCUAUAUCCUGCGCUCAAGAGAGGGCCCAGCGACUUGCAUCCCUUCUCAGUCGUUCUUCUAAAUCUCCGAAGCCAAGCCCACGGUCCAGUCUAGCAUCUUCUAUCGCUUCCACCCCCACUGAGGCUGAGGUGGUAUUUCCCUUGGAAGAUGGCGAUGAGAUUUCUAUGAUCAGCUUCCAUGAGAAACAACAACUCUUCGACAAUUCAACUGAUGAGAAUGAAACGAGCUUCACAGACGGGCAAUCAACCAAAGAAUCAAAAGCACAACCAAAACGUCCAAUGUCCCGCCGCAAUCUCGACCUUCUGAGUCGCCUUCGUGCGCCUCUGGAUUCGGGCUCUAUUUCUGACCAGUCCAGUGAAGAGCGAGACUCCUCCGAAACAUGUGUCGAGCGACCACAUAACGCCCGUGGAGGUGUUCUAUCCUCCAUCCUCAAGCUCUAUGACCAGCAGCCAUACCAGAGCCAUGACCAAUAUGGUCAAUCCAGCGAAAAGAGCUCUGAGUUCAGUGAGACUGGGUCCGCAGAACCGAUUUGGAAACCACACGGCCCACAACGGACCAAGAAAUGGUACCACAAACCAUCCAGUCAAUCAACCCUCGCCUUAAAUGGACCGGGCUCCAAGGCUACAAGACCGGUUGACAUGCUCAAGCGGUCCCACAGCAGUAGUACAGUCGAGAGGGAGAGGCCUCACCGCUGGGGAAAACCACAGCUGGAAGACGAAAUUCGAAUCACAAUUAACAUUGCAGCUCUCCUAUCCCGCCAGAAGUAUUUGAUACGGCUCUGUCGGGCUCUGAUGCGAUACGGUGCUCCAACUCACCGUCUCGAGGAAUACAUGCGCAUGACUGCGCGUGUGCUAGAGAUUGAUAGCCAGUUCUUGUAUAUCCCCGGCUGCAUGAUCAUUUCCUUUGACGACGUAUCUACACAUACGACUGAGGUAAAGGUUGUCCGCUCUGCCCAGGGUAUUGACCUGGGCAAGCUGGCCGAUGUUCACGAGAUCUACAAAGAAGUGAUCCACGAUGUGAUAGGAGUUGAGGAAGCCAUUCGGCGACUCGACUCGACGUCCAAGCGGCCCGGCAAAUUCCACAUACUCUUUCUGAUCUUUGCCCAUGGCUGUGCAAGCGCAUGUGUGGGCCCAUUUGCCUUCAAUGCCCGGCCAAUCGACAUGCCGAUUGCCUUCUUACUAGGUUGUUUGCUCGGCAUUCUGCAACUCAUCCUCUCACCCAAAUCAAGCCUCUACUCAAACGUCUUCGAGAUUUCGGCCGCCGUGCUGACUUCCUUCCUGGCACGUGCCUUUGGAAGCAUUCGAUAUGAAGGCGAGCCACUAUUUUGUUUCUCAGCUCUAGCACAAUCUGCCAUCGCACUUAUUCUCCCGGGGUAUACAGUACUUUGCGCCAGUCUGGAACUCCAAUCCCGCAGCAUCAUCUCUGGGUCAGUACGCAUGGUGUACGCGAUUAUAUACUCUCUUUUCCUCGGCUUCGGCAUCACAGUCGGCACUGCAGUAUACGGAAUACUGGACACGCAAGCUUCAACAGCAUAUACCUGUCCCGCCAGCCCGAUAACCAAUGAAUACAUCCAAACGUUCCCCUUCGUCCUUCUCUUCACAGCCUGUCUGGCUAUAGUCAACCAAGCAAAAUGGAGGCAGAUCCCAGUCAUGAUGGUCAUCUCUCUAGCCGGGUACGCAGUAAGCUACUUCAGCUCCAAGCGAUUCUCCUCAAACACCCAGGUCUCGAACGCACUAGGUGCCUUCGUCAUCGGUCUCAUGGGCAAUUUUUACAGCCGCCUACGACACGGCCUUGCAGCCGCCGCAAUGUUACCUGCAAUCUGGGUCCUUGUGCCCUCCGGCCUUGCGGCUAGCGGCUCUCUCAUUUCGGGGAUCACGUCCGCUGAGGAAAUGACUCAUUCGCCUUAUGCUGUUGUGCGCAAUGGGACUCAGGGCUUUGUCGAUGCGGCGAAGAAUCUUUCUGAGGCCAAUACCCAUGAUCAGAGCUAUGGCGUUGUCUUUGAUAUUGGCUAUGGAAUGGUUCAAGUGGCUAUUGGUACGACUGUUGGUCUUUUCCUUGCGGCCUUGGUGGUUUACCCAUUGGGUAAGAAGCGCAGUGGACUGUUCAGCUUCUAG